Gastrolobium bilobum is the source of this 1819-nucleotide messenger RNA. RefSeq names its product ACT domain-containing protein ACR9-like. The transcript has 6 exons. NCBI's taxonomy places the organism in Eukaryota, Viridiplantae, Streptophyta, Magnoliopsida, Fabales, Fabaceae. The record is from RefSeq and is a predicted model, not a curated record. The coding region runs from base 174 to 1457 and encodes 427 amino acids.
GUUUUCAAUAACCGCAUGCUCUUAGUCUCUUACCUCAAACCUUAACCUACACAAACCAGUGUUCUUCUCUUUUUUCUUUUUUUUUGGGUGAAAACUCUCAUACCAAACCUUAACCUACACAAACCAGUAUCCUCCGUUUGACGUGGGCGUGUGUGCUAACUGUGCACUGUCCCAUGAUGGGAAUGCCUUCUACGAUGGGAGUGCCCGACGGCCAAGACGACGUCGUUCAAAUUCAGCAAGGGAAAAAGCCCGGCGAGCCUUUCAUUAUCACUGUUAAUUGCCCCGACAAGGCCGGUCUCGCUUGCGAUAUCUGCAGAAUCAUUCUCGAUUUUGGUCUCUGCAUUACCAAAGGAGACAUUUCAACGGAUGGUGUAUGGUGCUACAUUGUAUUGUGGGUUAGUCCACACAAUGUUUUGCUUUCUAUGAGUUUGUUUUAUCUGAAAGACCGCCUUCAGGCAAUUUGCCCAUCAUGUUCAGCCUCAUUUUAUCUCAUCCAGCAACCUUCGAAAUCUUCUCCUGUCUAUCUAUUGAAGUUCUGUUGCCUUGAUCGAAAGGGAUUAUUACACGAUGUAACAAAAGUCUUCUGUGAGCUUGAACUUACAAUUCAGAAGGUGAAAGUGACCACAACACCAGAUGGCAGAGUCUUGGACCUCUUUUUCAUUACAGAUAACAUGGAACUUCUACACACAAGACAGCGACAAGAUGAGACAUGUGAAAGAUUGCGUGCUGUUCUGCGAGACUCAUGUAUCAGCUGUGAACUUCAAUUAGCAGGCCCAGAGUAUGAAUAUAAUCAGGGUAUCUCUUCUCUGUCUCCUGUUUUAGCCGAGGAGCUAUUUGGAUGUGAGUUGUCAGAUAAUGAAGUUCGUUCUCAAGCUCUUAGCCCAGAUAUGACAAAGUUGAAGAAAACUAAUGUAACACUGGACAAUUCCUUAAGCCCAGCUCAUACACUGCUUCAAAUACGAUGUGCUGAUCACAAGGGACUUCUUUAUGACAUUAUGAGAACUUUGAAAGAUAUGAAUAUGAAGAUUUUAUAUGGCCGAUUUUCACCAAAUUCUAUGGGAUAUCGAGAUUUAGACAUAUUUAUUCAGCAGAAAGAUGGGGAAAAGAUUUUGGAUCCUGAGAAGCAGAGUGCACUGUGUUCUCGUUUGAAACUGGAAAUGCUUCAUCCAUUGCGAGUUAUCAUUGCAAACAGAGGACCAGAUACUGAACUAUUGGUCGCUAAUCCAGUUGAGCUAUCUGGAAAAGGAAGACCUCGAGUUUUUUAUGAUGUCACAUUUGCUCUCAAAACACUUGGAAUUUGUGUUUUCUCGGCUGAAGUAGGAAGGCAUUCAGCAUCAGAGCGUCAAUGGGAGGUCUACAGAUUACUUUUGGAUGAGAACUGUGAAUUUCAAUUAACAAGUGUUGUUGCUAGAAAUCAGAUUGUUGAUCGAGUUAGAAGAACCUUAAUGGGUUGGUAAGUAAUUUCUUUAACACAAUGUGUAGCGUAUCUGAUGUUGUAAUUUGCGUCAUGUAUCAUUGAGUGUCUUGUAAUUAUUAUUUUUAUGUUGAUGAUUGCUUGUUUGCUUUUGUAUAUAUGAUAUUCUUGGUGUUCUUUGUAUUAUCCUAACACCUGGUUUAAGGGUUUUAAGAGAAUGAGAAGAUGCAAGAUUGAAUACUGAUUGAGGGUCAUAAGUCCAUCCGUCCAUGUACUUGUUACGUUGUUUUCUUGGAGGCCAGGGGGGCCUUAUUUUUCUUCAAGGUGUCAUCAUAAAGGACACCAGGCAUUGCAUCCAAUCCAGUUUAUAAGUUUACUUUUGCGCAAUCUUUCAUUCAUGGGUGG